Messenger RNA from Xenia sp. Carnegie-2017, 3446 nucleotides. RefSeq names its product probable GPI-anchored adhesin-like protein PGA55. The record is from RefSeq and is a predicted model, not a curated record. NCBI's taxonomy places the organism in Eukaryota, Metazoa, Cnidaria, Anthozoa, Malacalcyonacea, Xeniidae. Gene Ontology annotation, molecular function: ATP binding; histone H3T3 kinase activity. Gene Ontology annotation, biological process: intracellular signal transduction; mitotic cell cycle; protein phosphorylation. Gene Ontology annotation, cellular component: nucleus; cytoplasm.
AUGUCAAGCGCCAAAAUUCAAACCUUGAAAAGAAAAGAACGUAAACAUUACAUUUUAUGUAAACACAAAAUGAAUUUUAUCAGUAUAAAAACAUAUGGCAGGGCAAAAAACCGCGUGAUUAAAACCGACCUAUGGAUUUCACCUGAAGUACGAAAAGAUCGCCUGUUCGCUUCCACCAGUUCAGAAAGUUCUGUUGAAUCAACCUCUUCUGCUUCUGUAGUAAAUGACGAGGUUAAACAAAGUUGCGAUUCUUUACCCAGUGAAGACAAGUCUGUGGUCCAACAUUCCACACCGUUUUCCUGUCAUCCUCAAACUUCACUCAAACCUAGAAGGUUGACAAUUUUAAGUUCACCUGUCACAUCAGCUUCUUCAUCGAAACAAAACAAAGAAAAUCUUGUAGGUAGUCCAUUAUUUAUAACUGACAACUCAUGUAUUGAGAGCAGUUUGCACUCGGAUGAUGCCAGCCGUGACAUUUCGGAUGUUCAAAUGGAGGAAAAUAACAUCCCAAGCAGAGAAUUUGACUGCAAAGAACACAAGAUAGACAGCACUGGUAGCCCAUCGCUUGGUAAUGAUGAAAUUAUCUUCAUUUCAACUGAUGUCAGCAAUUGCGACCUGACUAAUGAUCAUUCAGUUUGUCUUGAUGAUAACUCUGCUUUUAGUGGUUUGGAUGUGCAGGAAUUGUGCAAGAGUGUGAAAAAAUUUUCUUUGGAUGAAGUUAUUCCAGGUAAUAAUUUAAGAGCAGGAUGCGGUGGGUUCGUUGUUGGGGAUGAUUGGAAAAUUGAAUUGGAAUCAUCAAGUCCUGCAUUCGACGUUAAGAAUGUUCAUCUGGUAAAUCCUUCUAAAAAACAAACAGACAAUGGACGUUGGUUUGAUGCAGAAAUCCGUUUGCCAAAAAUAAAAUUGCAGUCAUCCUGCAAGGCGACGAAUCAAUGUCAGUCGGAUUUAAGCGCUAUGAAAGAAACUCGCAAAGAUGAAGAAUGCCCUAAUGGUAACCCUAAGAAUGUCGUGGAUGCAACGUCUUCCUUCAUCCAACCUGAGAAUGUCGUGGUUGCAACGUCUUCCUUCAUCCAACCUGAGAAUGUCGGAACGUCGUCCUUCAUCCAACCUGAGAAUGUCGUGGAUGCAACGUCUUCCUUCAUCCAACCUGAGAAUGUCGAGGAUGCAACGUCGUCCUUCAUCCAACCUGAGAAUGUCGAGGAUGCAACGUCGUCCUUCAUCCAACCUGAGAAUGUCGAGGAUGCAACGUCGUCCUUCAUCCAACCUGAGAAUGUCGAGGAUGCAACGUCUUCCUUCAUCCAACCUGAGAAUGUCGAGGAUGCAACGUCGUCCUUCAUCCAACCUGAGAAUGUCGAGGAUGCAACGUCGUCCUUCAUCCAACCUGAGAAUGUCGAGGAUGCAACGUCGUCCUUCAUCCAACCUGAGAAUGUCGUGGAUGCAACGUCGUCCUUCAUCCAACCUGAGAAUGUCGUGGAUGCAACGUCGUCCUUCAUCCAACCUGAGAAUGUCGAGGAUGCAACGUCUUCCUUCAUCCAACCUGAGAAUGUCGAGGAUGCAACGUCUUCCUUCAUCCAACCUGAGAAUGUCGAGGAUGCAACGUCGUCCUUCAUCCAACCUGAGAAUGUCGAGGAUGCAACGUCGUCCUUCAUCCAACCUGAGAAUGUCGAGGAUGCAACGUCUUCCUUCAUCCAACCUGAGAAUGUCGAGGAUGCAACGUCGUCCUUCAUCCAACCUGAGAAUGUCGAGGAUGCAACGUCGUCCUUCAUCCAACCUGAGAAUGUCGUGGAUGCAACGUCGUCCUUCAUCCAACCUGAUGUUCCUCAGAAUCCUUCCUUAUCCAAGAAAACCUUUGAAACACCGCAACGUCGAAUGUCCAUUGUCGGCUGUUACAAUCCCGAAGGAUGUUGCAGCAGUAACGAACGUCAAAAUGGCGUGUUAAAGGAUAUAUCUAACGUUCAGUUUUCCUCGUCCAUCGAAUAUUCUGGAAGAACUUUGACGAAUCAUAAUUGUCCAUACUUUGUGGAAUCCCUGACUCCAGCAAGAUUCCAAGUUUACAGGGAUAGCAAGAGGCGGCAGACAUCACUAGAAAAAAUACUGGCACAAUGUGGACAGCAAGGACCGUUGAAAUUCGAGGAAAUCCUUUCGGCAAGCGUCUUAGAAAAAUGUGUCAAAAUAGGCGAAGGGACUUAUGGAGAAGUCUUCAAGACCAACGAUGGUGGUGAAGAUAUCGCUUUGAAGAUUAUUCCAGUGGAAGGAAACUUUUUUGUUAAUGGAGAGCCACAAAAAUCAUUUGAUGACAUGGUUCCCGAAAUAGUCAUAACAAAGGAACUUAGUUCACUCGGAGACAAAGAAACGUUAAAUUCUGCAUUUUCUUGCUCGAACUUUAUUCAAGUGAAAAGAAUCAUGCUUAUAAAAGACUGUUAUCCCGAGAAAUUGUUAAACGAAUGGGAAAUUUGGAAAAAUAAACAUAAAUGCGAAAAUGACUGUCCAGAUAUGUUUGAAAAAGAUCAAUAUUUUAUCGUCUUCGAGUUUAUGGAAGGCGGUGAAGAUCUUGAACAUUUUCAGUUCAAGUCUAUGACGGAAGCAUUAAGUGUUCUUCAGCAGGUCGCCUUGGCUCUUUCUGUCGCUGAAAACGUGCUGAUGUUCGAACACAGAGAUUUACAUUGGGGAAAUAUUCUUAUCAAAAGAACAACGAGGAAGAACUUACAUUACAAAUUUUUCGGCGGAGAUAUUUCCAUCAGAACGUUUGGCUUGUUCGUCAGUAUGAUUGACUUCACAUUGUCAAGACUUACGAAAGAUGGUUUGACUGUGUAUUGUGAUCUCGCAAAGGAUCCUAGUAUUUUCAAAGAAGGGGACUAUCAGUUUCAAGUCUACAGGCAGAUGAAAAAGCACAACAGCAAUAACUGGGAGAGGUUCAAUCCAUUUACAAAUCUCCUUUGGCUGAAAUAUUUACUGGAUAAAGUUCUUAAUGCAAAGACAUAUAAACAAACAGAUAAUGGCAUUCAAAGACAACUUCGCUCCUACUUUCGACAAGUGCUGUCAUAUGAAUCAGCAUCACUAGCAAUUCUAGAUGCCUUUUUGGGAGUUGAAUGUUAAUACAUAUAGCGGUCCCAAUGAUAACGGGAUAAUGGUCUUUCGGCAGUACUAGACAUGCGCUGUGACAACUACGUAAAGUUCAUGAGAACGCACAGUUUACUGUCAGUUUAUAGUUUACGCCUGUCGAAAAAUGUAAAUUUUGUGCAACAACAUAGAGUUUUGUAAUGUGAAGAGCUUAUAUCUGACAACAAAAUGAUGUCAGAUACAAGCUCUUCACAUUACAUACGAAAUGAUGUUGUGAUGUAUGGUAAAAUCAAUGUAAAUAAUAAUACGGUAUAAUCUUGUAUUGACGAGUUAAAUUUUAUUCAUGUAUUAAAUUGUAUUUACGUUUGUAAUGCGAACGUUGUCUUAUA